AUGACGGGAGCAGGGACAGAGAGGCACUGUGGGGGAGAAGCCAUCAGCCGAGGUUGGGACCAUGAGGUCUGGAAGCCAUGGCCUUGGUCUUCUGUCCUCAGCACUGUUGACCCAGGUACAGUGGCCAGUGUAUUUGAGAAAGUCACAAGAGUUGUGGGCCAAGAGAUGGAUGCUGGAGGGGAUACGAUUGCUGUCAGAAGUAUUAUGGAUGCUGACAGACUUCACUGCUUAAGUCUUGUGAAGAAGAGAUUUAUUCCGAUGCUGGCACUUCAGGACAGGCUUUGUCUUGUAGGACAGAGUGGAGAGAGAAGAGGGGCAGAACUCCCUAAGAGCAUGAAGGGAAUUACAGAGGAGUCUACUCCAUCCCCCCGCCUCCAAGAUCAGCUAUUCCUGAGGUUUCUUGGGUUUCAGAAGCCCCAGAGUCCAAAUGCUGAGUUCCAAGUUGAUGUGGUAGACUCAAAGGGAAGUUUGAAAGUGCAAUUACCAAAAGAAAUAACAACUGAAGGGAACUUCCAAAGGUCUGGGAAGCCGAGAAUCAAGAUACCAGAGUACUGGAUACCCCAAUGUCCAAAUGCUGAGUUCCAAGUUGAUGUGCUACCCACUUCAUUACAGUCAGUUCAGACAGUGAGAAAAGAUCUGUCUCUGGUGACAGAAACUCCAGAGGCAGCAAAGGAGCAAACCCUGAGAAGUGAGUGGCACCAUUUCUAUUGGAGGCCGAUGGAGCUCAUCAGUCUCGGCUAUGAAGCCAAGGUUAGGAUCCGGGAGACAGGGCCAGCCGUGGCCCACCCACUGCAGGCCGGGGGUGCCAGCCCGGGCUCUGCAGCUCUGCAGCUCUGCAGCUCUGCAGCUCUGCAGCUCCGCAUCCAGAUCUUCUUGAGCGAUCUUGCCAGCAACUUGGCCUUCUUAUGGCUUCUCAGGAAAGCUAUCACUGAGAUUGUUCAGGAGAUAGGGCAGGAUAACUACGUAAAGCAUCUAGAACCAAAGGACAGUGACUAUGGAGUAAAGCAGCUUAUCUUCCCCAACGCGGAGGGGAUAAAUAUUUGUUUCUCAGGCAAAACAAAAUCCUUUCCAGAGGAGGAGGAUGGUGGUUCAUCUUGCUUAGGUAAGAAUGGGAGCCAGCUGUGUUCAGGGUGGCUGCACCCACUCUGGUCUCAAGGACCACAGCUCAGGUGGGGUAGCUGCAUCUAUGUGGAGGCUCUCCUGGAACAGAACUGGGUUGAGCAGCCCCAUGAUGUGGGCCGUGACCCUGAAGCACGAAUUCUCUGUGCUUAUGUUGCUGUCUCCAUCCUGCUGCAGUUGGGUGAGAAGCCUGGCUUUGUGUCCUCCUAACUGUAUGUUAGCUCUUUAACCGUUCUCCCCACAAGCCUCUGGGUACUCUCCUCCCUAGUCCUUCCUCACCUGUACCCCCCAUCACCAGAACAAUAUGUUUAAGACAAAUAGCUGCUGUUCUUUGAUACACCAUUCCCCCCAUGAUAAUGUCUACAAAUAGUCCUGGAUUGUAUGCAUGGACUUUUGAUUAAAAGUGGCAGAUUGAGCAUAUCAAAUUCCUCUCCCUCUGAAACCUCACUAAAUGACAUUAAACAAAUAGAAAAUAAAGAAACCCACAAGGAUAAAGAGAAUGAGGCAGAAGAAUAAGAGAUUUCAACACAUCUUUGGAAGCCAGAAAAUAAUAGCAGGAGUGCAGGUUGGGAAGUGUGGGGCUGGGGGCAGAAGAGCACAGGAAAAGAUUGCUGUUUUUGUGUCAUAUUAGUUCUAUUCAAUAUUCUUAAGGCAAUGUAACUAAAAGAAAUAUAUACUUGUAAAGCAUUUCAAAUACUUCUCAAAGUCUAAGUCCACUCCUCCCUCUAACAUAACCACUGAUAACAUUUUGAAGUAUGUUAACAUGCUUCCUAUGCAACAGUUUUUAAAAUGGUAACUUAAACAGGAAGGUAGGAUGAUAAAACAUAAAUUUGUAUCUUUUGACCUAGUUAUUUUUUCUUUUAAAUCUAUAUAAGAAUAUUAUAUGCAAAAGGAAUUCACAUAAGUGCUGUUGGGAAUAUAUGUUGGUCAACCACUUUGGAAAAGUGUUUGACAGUAUCUACUAAAGCUACACAUAUGCCUAUGACACAGCUACUCCACUUUCUAGGCAUAGGCCCUAGAAAAAUGAGUGCACAUGUUCACCAAAAGAGAGUCAUAUACCUAAACAUUAACAUAGGAGCCCCAAGCUGAAAACUAUAUGUCCAAUAAAUAAGGAUGGAUACAUAUAUCAUAGUAUAUUUAUGUAGCAUUUUGCACAGACUUAAUGCUAAGCAAAUGAAGCCAAACACAAAAGAACAUAUAUUUGUUUGGGUCCUCUGAGAAACAGGUGCCAAAAUGGAAUUAGAUGUGCAAGACUUAUUAGGGGAAAAGCCUGAGAAGAAUAAAAGAGGAGGAAGCAGGAAUAACAGGGGGGAGCAGGCAUGGCAAGCCUUCACAUCACAAUGCAGGUCUAAAACCUGUGAAAGGAGAGAAGGAGGGAAGCAUCAAGUAGGAAGAAUCUCAGACUGCAGCACAGUAAUCUCAGCCAAGCCACCCUGAGCACAGGUAGUCUACUGGAGAGGCCCCUGUCAGGCAGGAGUGGACAGGCGUUCACACUCCUGCCACACUCAGCCUUUGGUUGGAAGUAGCACAGGGAAGCUGGACCUCCAGAGUGGGAGUUAGAGGUUCUCAGUCGACCAUGCUUCCUGCAGCAAGUUCCCCUGAAGAAAAUCUGAAUGAUGGUACCUUCCAUGGCCACCACAAUACUGUAUCCAUUUAUAUGAGACUAAAAAACAGGCAAAACUAAGCAGUGGUGGUAAAGUUAAAAUUGUUUUAUGUCAGUGGGGACAGUGUCAACUGGGAAGGAGCCUGAGGGAGUCUUCCAGGUGCUGCAAAUAUAUAAAGGUUCAUUGCACUAACUUUUUUUUUAUUAAGGUAUUAUUGAUAUACAUUCUUAUGAAGGUUUCACAUGAAAAAACAAUGUGGUUACUACAUUCACCCAUAUUAUCGUGUUCUCCCCCAUACCCGACUGCAAUCACUGCCCAUCAGCAUUGCACUAACAUUUUAGAUCAGUAUACUUUAUUACACAUCAAUAAAAAAGUUUUCAUGAAAAGUACAUAGUGUAUAAUUCCCUGAAUGAGUGAAAAACAAGCAAAACUAAUGAUGGGGGUAAAAGAAUUGUGGGAGCAGUGCUGCCUGGGAAGGGGCAUAAAGGAAUCUUCUGGGGCACUGGAAAUAUUUUAUAUCUUUAUCUGGAGAGUGGUUAUGUGGAUGUUUACAUGUGUAAAAAUUUAUUAAGCUAUGCACUUCAGAUCUAGGUGCUUUUAAGGUUUUUUACUCCACUUUAUUUUUUAACCAAUAAAAAUUUUAAUUUUAAAACAUAUACACACAAAAACAUAUUUGAACACUAUACAAAGUAUAUAAAGAAUAUUUAAAAAUAAAGAGAAAGUUGCCUGUCAAAUCCCUUCACUCUAUAGUCCCACUUUCUUUUCACAGCCAUGGUUUUAGUUUUUGUUAUUCUUACAACUAAAAGUGACAUUCUUAUAUUUGUUCUUGACUCACUAAUUUUAGGUAGCAUGUAUUGACU
Manis javanica (Malayan pangolin) is the source of this 3583-nucleotide messenger RNA. The record is from RefSeq and is a predicted model, not a curated record. Lineage: Eukaryota; Metazoa; Chordata; Mammalia; Pholidota; Manidae.